Molecule: messenger RNA, 1217 nt
Organism: Bactrocera oleae (olive fruit fly)
Lineage: Eukaryota; Metazoa; Arthropoda; Insecta; Diptera; Tephritidae
Source: RefSeq, a predicted model, not a curated record
CAAAAUUGAAUGAAGGAAUAUAUAACGAUGAAAAAUAUUUUUUUAUUUUCAUAUAUUGAAAGAAUAUUUUAUAUAUGUAAUUUUUUUCGGAAUUGUUUUCCCCCAGCACAUUGAAUUCAAUUAAUUUGACGUGGGCAUACUUUCAUAAAAUAAAUAAAUAUAUUUAAAUAAUAAAGCAUUUUCACACAACGAUGGACUCGGAUACCGUAAACUGUACACCUAACCCUAUUUUCAAAGAAUUGACGCAAUUAUUUUUAGACAACUUUGGGACCAAUGCUUUACCAGCCGAAUAUGUGAUAGGAGAUACCUAUGGUCCAAAAACGAACAAACAAGAUUUCGGUGAACUAUUUUUGGUGUUCGACAUACUUAUAGUACUGGCUGUUUUAUGUAUUUUCGUAUUACUUAUGAUGAUUCUUCUCUUAAUAUGGUACUGCAAAAGAUGCAAUUGUGAAUCAGAACCAUGCAGGAGAAUAAAAUUAUGGACAAUGUUAAUAACUUCACUCUUACUGAUUUCGCUCAUAUUGUCAGCUUUCGGGCUCUACAUUGUCUUCAAAAACAUUGCAUAUCUAAAGAAAAUAUAUACAAAACCCGAAGAUCCAAAAGGUAAUGAAUUCAAUACGAUCGGCGGGGUUGUAUCCAAAACCCUGGGCAACGAUUUUGAACAAUUAAAGGACGAUUCAAUUUCUAAUUGCAUGAAUUCCGAUUUACUUAAGGAUCUUUACCCUGCAACAACGAAAAUGCGAAAAAUUUCAAAAGCUAACAUGACGAUGUACAAACGAUAUAUAGAAAAUUACAUUAUGCCAGCUUUUCCCAAUACAUUACUAUAUGAUGAUGUAUACCGAAUGUUUACAAGAAAUUUUACUGCCUUUGUGGCUAAGGGAAAAAAAGGACUAAGUAUCCUUAACGAAACUAAUGCCGUUCAAUAUAGCAAUAAUUUAUUUUCAUUAGAAGACUGGGGGAAAUUAUACCAUUCCUCAAAUAAGAUUUCAGACAUCCUGUCUUACUACGCCAUAACUGUGCAGUCGAAUAGAAGGAGGUCACGUGUGUGUACCCAUAUUAAGGAUUAUUUUGAUGAAAUAUCGGUGGGCGUUAAUCAACAAAGAAAUUUUAUAAACGAAAAAGUCAAAACACUCUUUCAGAAGAAAAUGACGGAACGUAAUGCUCCAUACAAGUUUGGUUACAUUAUAUGUAUAAUAGCCAUUGCGGUUUUCGAUUAA